Molecule: messenger RNA, 5631 nt
Organism: Zonotrichia leucophrys gambelii
Lineage: Eukaryota; Metazoa; Chordata; Aves; Passeriformes; Passerellidae
Gene: KLF3
Product: KLF transcription factor 3
Exons: 7
Coding region: 767-1813 (348 amino acids)
Biological process (GO): regulation of transcription by RNA polymerase II
Molecular function (GO): RNA polymerase II cis-regulatory region sequence-specific DNA binding; DNA-binding transcription factor activity, RNA polymerase II-specific
Source: RefSeq, a predicted model, not a curated record
CUUCCCCCCGGGCGCUGGGUGUUGCUGUUGUUUUGCUGCCGCCGCAGGUCGGCCGGGGUGGACGCGGAGGGAGGGGAGCAGGGAGGGGUGCGCCCUGCCGCAGGGCCGCUGCCAGGUGCACGCCUCUGCCUGACACACGGGCGGGGAGGAGGAGCUGGACCGGCAGGUUUGUCGGUGGGGCGGCCCCGCUCCCCUCCCCUCUCCUCCCCGGGCUGCUGGGGAUAAUUAGUGUCUGAGCGAGGCUGUCUGCCCCCGGGAGGCAGGGCGGGCGCGCAGUCCGUGCGUGCCCGGCUGUUUGUGAGCGGUGACUCGCCCCGGCCCCUCGGCGGAGCCUCCACCCCGCGGGCGGGGACCCGCCCGGCCGCGCUCCCUGCCGUGACCCUCCCACCGCCACUCACCCCGCCGGCCCGGGGAGCCUGGCAGGGCGAGCGGCGCCGGCGUCAUGUGACAGCGCGGCCCGGUGCCAGGAGCCCGGGGGGAAGGCGAGCGGGCGGAGGGCGGGAGCGGGCAGCUCCUCCUCGCACACAGACCCGGAGACACCGCCGAGGCUCCUUAGCCGCGGGGACGCGGGACACGCCGGCCUCGCGCCUCGGUCCCACCGGAGCGCCCCCGCUGCCCACCGCGACCCCCGGCGCUGCGGGAGCCGACGGAAAAUCGCGGCGCGCUCCGCACCGCCUGCCGAGCAAAUCCAGAUAAAAAGAAGCAUUUGGCUGCACCGUUUUGCAGGACAGAACCUCAGAGGCAUCAGAACAGGUGAAUAAAAAAGAUGCUAAUGUUUGACCCAGUCCCUAUCAAGCAAGAAGCCAUGGAGCCUGUUUCAGUGUCAUACCCAUCCAAUUACAUGGACCAAAUGAAGCCAAACAAAUACGGCGUCAUUUAUUCUACACCAAGUAUGUUGCACAAUAAAUUCUACUCCAGCCCUGAAGGACUAUCAAAUGGGAUCCAGAUGGAGCCAGUGGACCUUACGGUAAAUAAACGGAGCUCGCCGCCUUCAACUGGAAGUUCUCCUUCCCCACUAAAAUUUCAGACUGUGCACAGGAGAAGUUCACCUGGAUUGACUCUGUCCUCCCCCAGCUCACCUCUCAGUAAAUUCACACCGUCACCCCCAGGAGUGCAGCCUCUUUCCAUGCCAAUAACAAUCCCUCCUGUAAUGGCCGCUGCUCUUUCACGCCAUGGACUCAGGAGCCCUGGGAUUCUCCCGGUCAUACAGCCUGUUGUGGUCCAGCCAGUUCCUUUCAUGUAUGCUCCCCAUCUCCAGCAGCCCAUCAUGGUGUCCACAGUUCUCCCAGAUGAUAUGGAAACUCCAAGUAGCAUGCAAGUGCCUGUCAUUGAGUCUUACGAGAAGCCCACACUGAAGAAAACAAUCAAAGUAGAGCCAGGAAGUGAACCAUCAAAGACUGACUUCUAUCCUGAACAGAUGUCACCUCCAAUGAUGACCUCAUUGUCUCCUCAGCAAGUAAUGUUGCAAGAGAAUCACCCUUCAGUUAUAGUUCAGCCAGGAAAGAGACCUUUACCUGUGGAAUCCCCAGACACACAACGAAAACGCAGAAUACAUCGAUGUGAUUAUGAAGGCUGCAACAAAGUCUACACUAAAAGCUCCCACCUGAAAGCUCACCGAAGAACCCAUACAGGAGAAAAACCAUACAAAUGCACUUGGGAGGGGUGCACGUGGAAGUUUGCUCGUUCUGAUGAACUGACGCGGCAUUUCCGCAAGCACACAGGAAUCAAACCCUUCCAGUGUCCAGACUGUGACCGCAGCUUUUCUCGCUCGGACCAUCUCGCUCUUCACAGGAAACGCCACAUGCUAGUCUGAAUGUCUUCUCUCCCUGACUCCUGCCACACUUUUUUGUUUUUUACACAUGCAUUUUAAUUUGGAUUCAGCUGGUCUGGAUCUCUGAGUUUAUACCAUUAAAAGCUUACGUAUGGUCAGUAACAGAUGUUAUCUAACCCUUCUAUGUCCUUGCCACGGGUCAGACCUAAAGAAUGUGAACACUUCUUUUUUUUCUUCUGGGGGAUGCUAAGCAAACCCUUUCUGCAUUCAGUAUGUUUAUUGUAUUUCAUUUGUGAAUAAGGGAAUUUUUAAACUAACAGCUUUUGUUGGUUUCUUCAUAUAAUCGACCCAGCAUAUACUGAUAAAAUAGUAAAUGUUAUUGAAUAUCCGAAAUGCUAGUCCUUGCCAGAGACUAUUAUUUAUGUGCCCCGUAAGGGAUACACUCUCAUUUUAUGCUCAACAAUGCAAUGAAUGGACUUUACCAGCUGUGUUGAUUUCUGCAGUGUGGUUCAUACAACAGUUUUAGGAAGACACCUGAUUUAGAAAUCCCCUCUGCCCAAACAGUGAGUAAUACUGAGGAAAUAAAUCUAAACAGUGUAAUUACUUUACAGAAAGAUUGAGUCAUAGUAUCAUUUACCCCAGUCAAGAAGAAAAAUGGGCAGGAAUUGGUCCGUACACAAUACUGCGCAUCUAAACCAAUGCCAUCUGUCAUCUGUAUAAUAGUGUAGUAUAUAUCCUUGUUUUUCUUGCAUAAUGCCCCAGUGGAUUUGUUAAAGGAAGACUUUGUGUGACUCUGUAUGUCUGGUUUCUGUGCAAGUGUAUGGAUGGAACAGCUUGAAGCUGAGUCAGGGGUUUACCAUCAGGAAGUUCUUCACCCAGAGGGUGGUUGGGCACUGGAACAGGCUUCCCAGGGAAGUGGUCACAGCACCAAGCCUGUCUGAGUUAAGCAUCUGGACAAUGCUCUCAGGCACAUGGUGUGACUUUUGGGGUGUCCUGUGCAGGGCCAGGAGUUGGACUCGAUGAUCCUGUUGGGUCCCUUCCAACUCAGCAUAUUCUAUGAUUCUGUGAGUCUAUGGUACUCGCCUGUGAUUUGGCAUUAAAUGACAUUCAUGGAAACCUACUGCACCUCAUUUCAGGGAUAUAGAUUAUCCCCCUGCAAUCAUGCCCCUGCAUUUCUUCUAAAUAAUUUUUUUGUCCUUGCUGUACUUCAGAAAAUAGCAAUCAUUAAGUCAAAAAUGCUCUGAACUGUACUGUGUGAGUACCACUGUGAUACACUACAGUAUUUAAAAUUAUUGAUCCACAAUAUUUUUAUGAGAAGAUGGCAUCAGAUAUGAAGUACUUCUGAUGAUAAAUUGAGUCAUCUAUCUGUUUUGGAUAAAAGCACAUACCAAAUAAUCCAGUUCUGGUUUGUGACUCUGGUAGUCUCUCCAUGGAAGGUACAACUGCUUCCCUGUGGAUGUGUCUAUUGCAUUAAAACCAUGCCCAUUAGCAAACAGAACUACAUAGCUAAAAGAAACUGAAUUCAAGCAACCUGCAGUUGCCCCUAGAAAUGUUCCUGUCUUGGAUCCUCUGAAAGGAAGGUUUCUGGCUGGCAGACUUUGUGGCACUGCAAGGAAACAGGAUCUAUUUCUCUACACACACGCACAAGCACAUUCCCCUUCCUUGCCUUAUGUAAGGUAACCACCAUUCCCUGUACGUUAAACAUACUGAAGUCAGCUUUUCCUUUCUUUUGGAAAAAACCAGUGAACAAUGGAGGUGUGGGGGGAGGAAGAGUUUGGUAGAACCUUGCAGGAGACAGGUGGAGUGUCCAUCUGCAGGUGGAUAAUUUUGAGCUUGUGGAGCAGGUAGGCUGUGCUUCUAAAACCAAUGGAGCCCAAUGCCAAACAGUCUUGGAGAUGCAAGAGUGUGAGUGCAAGGAGCCUUUAUUUGGUGAUAGGUCUUCACCAGCUGUUCUGCUGACAUCCCUGUGCCUGUGGAAUUAGAGAAGGAGAGGUUUGUACUUCCUGUAGAAAAAUGCUCUGACAGCAAUUGCUGUGUUCCAGCUCCACACAUCCUCCCCACCUCGGCAGGGCUGCAUCUCGUGUCCUACAGCUCUCCCUCAGCUGCUCACAUGUGGCGCUGAAACACCCAGCACAUCAAUCGGCCUUUUUUCUUUCUUGAUAGGGCAGAUUGUUAGUGACAUUGAGAAACUUGUAGGAAAGAGACUGAUAUUAAUGAGCAGCUAUUCCAGAAUGUGGACUUCCUACUUUUCAUUUUUUUGGUAGCAGAAUUUGCUCUUGGUUUUACUGGCAAUUUUGUGAAUCCAGGCCCGUCACUGGCUGGGAGGUUGUGUGGAGGGAGCCCUGUGGCAUCAGUCACAAGUCUACAGACAUUUAGUACCCUGGGAUGAAAACAAUUCUCUGUUCUGUUGAUGAGGGGCAAAACAGAUACUAGAAAAUCAGCACCUUAAUGGCAACUGGUCCCAUUUCUACCUUAAAAAUGCAAAUCUAUAAAAUUCAGGAUGUUUAAGGAACAUUUCUUUCUAAUGCUCUGUUUCUCUUUUGAGGUUAACAUAAAAUGUUUUCAUUAGUAUGUUUUUUAAUAUUUUUUAAAUCAGUACCUUGAAAGCAGAACUUUUUUGUAACUAAGAGUUACUUCAGAUGAUUUAGUAUGGGUUAUUUGCCGUGUUAAUUCAUUAGCUUAUGUACCUUUUUCCUGAAAGGUACUAAUGAUGGGGUCUAAUACAGUGGAGAUUGAACAGAACUUUCAAAUUUCAUCCAUGUGUCUUGUGAAUUAGGACAACUGAAAUUUCAAGAUUAAAUAUAAGUAUUUGAGAUUAUUUCAUGAUAAUGCUUUCCUUAUAGGAUUUUUUGGUUGUGUCUGUAGUGUCUUUGUGGGAUGUCUAAAAGGUCACAAACAAAUACACUUCUGGCUGAAUGUGAAUUCACAUCUUAACCAGCUCAUUGUGUAGUUUUAGCAAACUUUGAUUUGAAGGAUACCUUGCAACUUUGAAAUGUACUCAAUUAAGUACUUUGCAAAACCAGUCAUUCCAUCUAUGCCCUAAAGAAAAGCCAGUUUAGACAAAAUCCUAAUCCUGGAGAAUGAGUAUAUUUAACCCCCCCCCCACUUUCUCUGUAACAGUAUUGCACUGUGCAGUGUGUAACAGGUAAUACUGUUUUACUAAAAUGUGUCUGUUUAAGCUAUUUGAUUAUAAUAAAUUACUAGUUUGUAGUACAAUUGCAAGAAACUAAGCAGGUAUGAAUGUGUGGGGUUUAUUUAAAUGUACACAUGGCAUUCUGCAGUGAUACUUCUAAUGCCACAUCUUGUUCAAAUAUAUUGUCUCUGCCAAGGUUAGCAACAUGAUGAAUACAAAUCCUUCCUAAAAAUUUACAAAGCAUUUUACAUCUCUUAAGAGGGCUAGACCAUUUUUCAUUAUAUUUUACAGAUAUUAGCACUUAAUGUACUUUAGAGGGUCAAAAUAAUCUUUUUGCUUAGCACCUCUCACCUGCAAAUAGAGCAAGGAUUUUUAUUUACUUUGAUACUUCUAUAAACUAUGCAGAAUUUUUAAAAUAAAAUGUAAUAUAUUUUAUAAGCUAAUAAGACAAAAUGGCUAAUUAAAGGUUUCUAGCGUGCAUUACUAUAACUUGCAAAUAUGGAGACAUUUUGGUAAUCUUUUCUUACUAAAGAUGUGAAUGUUUAAUGUACUUUCACUGUUUCUACUUUGGUAGUCCAAUGGGAAGUCAGUAAUGACAUUUUGUCAUGUCAAACUGUGAACAUAAAAAAUUUGUACUGUACAGUCCUCAUACUAUAUUUAGUAUAUUUAGUAUAUUUAGUGCACAGUGCAUAUGUACUAUACUUGUUAAUAAAACACUCAGAAUGUU